Molecule: messenger RNA, 2054 nt
Organism: Drosophila subobscura
Lineage: Eukaryota; Metazoa; Arthropoda; Insecta; Diptera; Drosophilidae
Product: tectonic
Exons: 1
Coding region: 35-2026 (663 amino acids)
Biological process (GO): cilium assembly
Cellular component (GO): ciliary transition zone
Source: RefSeq, a predicted model, not a curated record
AAUUCGAGGAAUACGGCGUGGAAUUUAAUUAGAAAUGGAGCAGAAGUGCCUCCUGCUUUGGGUGCUGUGUUUCAUCACAGUCCCCCACAGCCACACGAUUAAGAUUGGAAUCUCGCACAGCUACAACACCACAGCCUCAACGACACAGACAACCCCAACCACAAUGGAGAUUCCAGGAACAACUGCAGCAACUGAACCGGGCAGCUCCAUGAGCCCUUUGCCAGAGCUGGCCACUAGCACGCCCAGCAACACUUUUCCGCCACGACCACAGCCGAAGCCCAGUGCCACGGAUGCACCAAAAAGCAGCACAACACCUGCCGAGACAGUGGCUGCCACUGACACUGCCGAUGCACAGCCCUUGAAUGCCACUGAGACCCCCAAGAUUGCCACGAACUUUCCGGAUGAUUCUUUCUACUUUUGCUCCUGCGAUCUGCGCUCGGAGAUGUGCGAUCUGAACUGCUGCUGCGAUCGCGACUGUCCCACGGAGACCAGGCAGGUCUUUAGCUGCCUGAAGGUACUGGCUCCGCCGCAGCUGCUGUCCAGACUGGAGGACUUUCAGUACAACCAUGGCCUGCCCACCUGCCAGAUCAACGACGGCUGGCUCUGUGUCUUUCGCAGCAACACAAAGCCGGCUAAAAUGAAGCCGCUAAUCGAGAACUUUGAUGCCUCGCAGUACCAGAAGUGGCCCGAUCCCCUGGCAGCCUAUGAAACGGAGGACACUGUGGCUCAAGCCUCGUCAUCGCUGUACAAAUUGGGCGAACCCUUGCAGCUGUGGCACCCAGACAGCAAACAGUGGACCACCUUCGACCUUCCCAUGGCCUACGAAAGCGCCCAGUGCCAGCUGAAGCAGCCCAUGCGACACCUGCAGCCGAUGGUCAGCCACUGCCUGAUGAGGGAUCAAACUCACUUGCAGGAGAGUGUUUGGGCGCUACUCAAUCUGACUGCCAGCCAUCAAUUGCUGCCGAAGCCGAGAGACUUGGAGGAGCAGGUCGUGGAGGCACUGAGCAUACAAAUCUGUCAGAAAUUGGACAGCGGAGGAAUGCUUUGCCCCGAGCCAGGAAACGACACCCAAUGGGACCUGCCCGUGGAGAGUCUGGAGCUGCAGCUGCUGCACAAUUUCACAAACAUUCUGGAGGCGAAACUGUUGAUCAAAGAAGCGGCUGCCGAAUACGAUGACAUGGAACCCCUUUGGCUGCACUUCGCGGUGACAUUUUCCACCGCAAAUGAAUCGCUGGCCAAGCCCAGCUCUGGGCCACUGGGCUACCUAGCUGGUGCGCCAGUAAUCCUCUCUCGACUGCUGCCACAAAACACCAGCGAGGACCGGCAGUUGCUGAGCUACUUUCAUGCGGGGAACGAUAGGCAGGACUACCAUUGGCUGCCGCUGUUCUCGAGGAAGCCGCGCAGCAGCAACUGUCAACGGAAACUGGAUGAAGAACAGGUCCUACGCUUCGGUGUGGAUCUGGCCAGGCAGUGUCUGCUGCAGCAGGCAGCGCUUUCAUCUGCGCUCCAGGAAAAUGCCAACCACACCGAGUUCUGUCAGAGCCUGCAGGCGGAGAUCUGGAAGAAGCUGCUGCCCCACAACUGCAGCAGCCUGGAGGAGAUGAACCAAGUGUUUGUGUCGCAGCUGGGCAGACCGCAGCCCGAUCGCUGGAUACCCAUUCAGCUGCACUUCGAGGAGCGCGCACACGACAUGCCGCCACCCGUGCAGGGCUUCUACGAUGAAGUGCAGCAGAGUCUGAGCUGCCGCAACAUGUUCCUAAGCGUCAGCUACGAGUUCCAUGUGGCUGACCUGGCCCUGUUCGCGGGACGAGUGCCGCAUCAGCGUGUUCUGCAGCAUGCCAGGGUCGUGCUCGGCCAGAGACACGAUCUGGAGUUUGAUGGCAGCGAACAGCUUGUGGAGCUGCCACUGGGCGUCUCGGCGAUGUUCUACAAUCUCGAGAAGAGUCGACCAAACCAAGGCCCAACUGUGCUCGCCCAUCGCAUCAUCAUGGCCACCAUGAUGCUGCUGCUCUGGCUGUCCCUCUAACGCACGUCUGCAGAGCUGAACAAAUUUG